Molecule: messenger RNA, 1250 nt
Organism: Dryobates pubescens (Downy woodpecker)
Lineage: Eukaryota; Metazoa; Chordata; Aves; Piciformes; Picidae
Product: transcription factor JunD-like
Exons: 2
Coding region: 1-1215 (404 amino acids)
Biological process (GO): regulation of transcription by RNA polymerase II; regulation of cell cycle; regulation of cell population proliferation
Cellular component (GO): transcription regulator complex
Molecular function (GO): RNA polymerase II cis-regulatory region sequence-specific DNA binding; transcription factor binding; DNA-binding transcription factor activity, RNA polymerase II-specific
Source: RefSeq, a predicted model, not a curated record
AUGAGCGGCGGGCGUAGCGGGCGAUCCGCCGUGAAGAUGGAGGCACCGUUUUACCCUGAGGAAGGACUGGAGUUGCUCCCCGACUUCGUGGCGCUGCCGGGUUUCGAUCUGGGGGCCGCCGCCGCGCCGCUCCCGGGGCCCUUCACCCUUCGCCCGCCCGCCAACGCCCGCGGCAGCGCGGCAGCUCUGCGCUUGUUGCUGCCGCCGCCGGCCGCCGCCGCCCCGCCACCGGCCGCCGGUUCCGCGGAGCCGGCGGCCGGCGGCGGGGCGGCGGCGGCGGCGGCCCGCAGUGGCCCGGAGGCCGCACUGGGCUCAGCUGCAGAGCUGCCGUUGCUGAAACUACCUCCGGCCGCCGAUCUGGAGCAGCUGCUGAUCCAGGGGGGCACGGGGCUGGGGUCCGGCAGCCCGGGGCCGGCGGCGCCCGGGGCGGGCAGCAGCGGGGCAUCGGCGGCAGGGCCGUUUCUCUACCGGCAGCCGGUGACGCAGGAGCAGGAAGGUUUUGCCGACGGUUUCGUUAAGGCCCUGGCCGACUUGCACAAGCAAAACCAGCUCCUAUCGGCACCUCCGCCACCGCUUUCCACACCAGGACCGUGCUGCACCGCCCGCCCGGGGCCACCGGGAGCUCCCGCCGACCCGCCGGCUGUCUACACCAACUUGAGCGGCUUCAACCCAGCGGGGCCGCUGAGCCCCUCGGGCAGCGCCUACUCUGCCGCCUCCGCCCCGCCGCCGCCACCGGGCCUGGCCUUCGGGGCGGCUGGUUUAGGGAGCGGCCGGCUACCUCCAGCGCGGUCCCUGGAGGAGCCGCAGACGGUGCCCGAGGUGCCGCCGUCGGCGGGCGGGGAGGGCGGCAGCAGCGCGCCGACGCCGCCGUCGUUGUCACCGCUGGACGCGGAGAGCCAGGAACGGCUGAAGGCGGAGCGCAAGCGGCUGCGGAAUCGCAUCGCCGCCUCCAAGUGUCGCCGACGGAAGCUGGAGCGCAUCGCCCGGCUGGAGGAGAAAGUGAAGGCGCUCAAGGGGCAGAAUGCCGAGCUGGCUGCCACCGCCAACCUCCUCCGCGCCCAGGUCACUCAGCUGCAGGGCCGCGUGCGCAGCCAUCUCUCCUCCGGCUGCCACAUCAACGCCGCCGGGCACCCUCCGCCCCCCGCAGCCGCAGCCUCCCAGCCGCGGGAGGUACCUCUGGAGGCGGCCGCCGCGUCGGAGACCAGCGCCUGCUGAGGAGGGAAGACCCGGCGGCAGCCGGCCCCGGAGCG